ACGUUUAUCGGCCGUCAUUGCAAGGGCUACAUAUUGUUACAUACGUGAGAAAUCAAAGGUGAUUUGUUUUCAUUUUUGUACAGAGUUCCCACCUACAUCUAGUAGUCAUUUUUUGACUUUUGUCUACAUAUGGAACCAGUUAGUCAGUUCGGAUUUUUGGUUUGAAUUGAUCUCGUGAUAGAAAAAUACCAAGGUUGGAUAGGAUGACAUGAUUAGCUUUGGAAAUUUUAUUGCUUAAAGAAGAUGUUCGAACAUUCAAUUAAAGUACCCAGGCACUACAAAGUUGCAGCAAAUAUUUUAAAGAAAGUUUCAACUGAAGGCGGCAGCGUUAAAACUUUACUAUACGAUAACAAACUCCGUCACUUUGUCCGUUACUGCAAGUAAUUUAAAGCAACAAAAAUGGCUGAUAACUCAGAGGGACCGCUUAUACCAGCACAUACGAAACGUGCUACAUUAGUUUUAGCAAAUCUUUUUUUGUAUAGUGUGGCUAUGUUUACACUACCCUUUAUUGUAUUUUUUGGCAUCCGUCAUAUCCUCACUGAUGUGUAUCCUGUAGAUACCUUUACAAGAACUGUUUGGUCAGUAGUAGGGGCAGUUGUAGUUGUAAAUGUUAUUAUAUUUGUGUAUGCUUACAAAGCAUACCAUGAGAAGGAAUAUGAUGAACAUGGAAAUGAAGUUGAUCAGCAUUCAUACAAACCUGUUACAGAAACAGAGAAAAGUUCUUUAAAUUUAAAACAGGAUUGAUACAAGAGUUUUAUUAGUGGAUUUAGACAUUCCCAAUAAUUUACAGUAUUAUUUGACAUAUUUUUAUCAAUAUAAUUAUUUAAUGUAGAUUACAACAAACUGUAAUGUUAACCAU
Parnassius mnemosyne (clouded apollo) is the source of this 859-nucleotide messenger RNA. Lineage: Eukaryota; Metazoa; Arthropoda; Insecta; Lepidoptera; Papilionidae. The record is from the annotation of a GenBank genome assembly.